AUGCGUAGGGCCGACGCUGCGGGGAGAGGAGGGCGGAAGGCGUCGACCAAGAGCAGGAAGAAGAGCAAAGCAUGGAGGAAGCAGAGCUCUCUGCUAGACUACGAGAACUUUCAGUUUGAGGAGACGAACGACGUGGAAGAUCGAGAGGAGGGUAAGAGGAGGGAGAAGGAGCAGGAGUGGGAGACCUUGCAAGCAACGUUGAAGUUGGACAAGGUGGAGCAUGUCGCUAUGCUCAAGGAGUUCUGGGAGGAUCUCAGAAGCUCGUCCAAGGCAGAGGAAGAGAGCGCACAUGAGGAGGAGGGUAGCAAGCGGUUGACGCCUGACGUUACGAGGAGGGUAGAGGAGCUCGUGCAGCUAAUCCCCAUGGCUAGCAAAGACUCGACGCUCUUCAAGCUCCUGGCGGAGCUCCGGCGGAUCCUGCAAACUGAUUCUCACAAGUUUGUCUCUGCCUACCUCCGACUCAAGUUCUUCUCCGACAUGAAAGUCUUGCAGCGACUGAGCCAGGCUUUUGUCAAGGGUCUAGAGGAGAAGGAGGAGUCCGAGCUCUUGAGCUCGCCGAUCAGGCGCAUCAUCCCAACAGACAGCAAGGCUGAGUUGAUUCACUUAUUCUACAUCUUAAGCACGGAUAGGAGCAUCGCGCUGCUGCUGUCAGAAACCCCCGAGGUUCUUGACACCUUGGCCUACAUCUUGUCGUCCAAGACCUUCAAGGAAGACGUCAUGCAUCUCGCUCACACGAUCUUCUGCCGCCUCCGAGCAGCAAAGGAUCGCAUGUGGGAGCGAACGGCUAUCCGGUCAUCCAACCUCUCUACCCUCCACUCCCUCGAGCUUCACGUCCUCGAUCGCGCCGCUCCUAGACAAGCCCACAAGGUCGGGGGUGCAGCCAUCAGUCGACCGUUGGAGAGAGGCGCAGCUGCAGCUCAGAGACAGUCCAAGGCUGCCUUCCUUCCCAGCAGAACAUGA
Messenger RNA from Guillardia theta CCMP2712, 960 nucleotides. RefSeq lists its product as hypothetical. NCBI's taxonomy places the organism in Eukaryota, Cryptophyceae, Pyrenomonadales, Geminigeraceae. The record is from RefSeq and is a predicted model, not a curated record. The transcript has 7 exons. Bases 1 to 960 code for a protein of 319 amino acids.